Molecule: messenger RNA, 990 nt
Organism: Rotaria sp. Silwood1
Lineage: Eukaryota; Metazoa; Rotifera; Eurotatoria; Philodinida; Philodinidae
Source: the annotation of a GenBank genome assembly
AUGGCGUUAGCAUCUUCAGCAAGCGAAACAAUCGCUGCAAUGAAGGCAGCACAAAAAUAUUUAUAUCAAUGUGGUGGUCCAAUUUUAAUGCUUAUCGGUACGAUCGGUUGCAUGUUGAAUUUAAUUGUAUUUACUCAAAAAGCUCUACGAAAAAAUCCAUGCUCAAUCUAUUUUAUUGCAUAUAAUGUGGCUAAUUUUCUAUACAUUUAUUCUUCAUUAUUGGCUUUAACAUUGAGUGUAGGAUAUAGUAUUGAUGUUAGUAUAUAUAACCUAAUUAUCUGUCGUUUACGUCUUUAUACCGUUAGUUUAUUUAAUACUUUGAGUCCAUUUUAUUUAAUUUUGGCUUCUGUUGAUCGAAUUUUUGUUACUUCAUCAAAUGCUCUUACACGACAACGAAGUACUCGCCGUUUUGCUUAUUUAUGUAUUUUAAUUGGAACAUUAUUUUGGGCAUUAUUUCAUAGUCACGCAUUAAUCGCCUCGAAUAUUAGACAACUUGCUCCUAAUGCGUUUCUUUGUUAUUUUCAACAAGGUAUUCAUCUUGUUUUCGUUAGUUAUUACGCCGUCAUCAAAGAAACUUCGACACUUUUAUUAAUGAUCAUAUGUGGAUUGUGGUCUGUAAAGAAUAUUCGAAACAUACAGCAUGUUAGAGGCGUUACUAAUCUCUCUACCAGUCGAACUACUACAGAAGGUAACUCACAUUCAGCUUCUUCAAAAGAUCGACAACUUAUUUUUAUGUUACUUUUGGAUAUCAUUAUCUGUGCCUCAUUUAGUUUUGCGUUUGCAAUUUUUCUUAUGUAUCAACAAAUAACACAAAAUUAUACAAAAAGUUCUGAUCAAAUACAAAUUGAAAAUAUUGUUAGAAAUCUAUGUCUAUUUAGUGCUGGUAUACCAUUCUGUACUAGUUGUUAUGCAAAUUUAAUCGUAUCGAAAACCUUUCGAUAUGAAGCGAAGAAAGCACUUUCAUGGAAACGAAUUUUUUGCAUCCAUUGA